UGUUGUCCUUCGCUGGAGUUUAAAUAAAGACCCGGAAUAUUUGAAUAAGAGUCAAGGUAUAAGAUGGAACUCCCCAACUACAGCCGGCAGCUAAUGCAGCAACUACGCACCUUGAGAAAGGAGCGUCAGUUUUGUGACUGUACUAUCUUGGUUGGAAACACACCUCACUCUGCUCACAAAUUGGUGCUGGCUGCUUCUAGUUUACUCUUCAGGUCUCUUCUGGAGGGUUCUGACAGUAUUUCAAUAGAUGAAGCAGUGGUCUCCUCUCAAGAGUUUUCAUGCCUACUGGACAUGGUUUACACAGGCAGACUACCACCCGGGAAGCACAACUUCUCUCGUAUCAUUGCUGCUGCAGACAGUCUGCAGAUGUUUGACGUGGCAGUUGGCUGCAAGAACAUUCUCACAAGCCUUCUUAAACAGUCCUCAGUGUCUACAGAGCAUGCUCCUCAUCUUCAUGAAUCCAUAGAGCCCCAAGACACUACAGGUGACUCUGUCAUAGCUGACACUUGUCAAGGUGAAGGGUUAUUUGAAGGACAGCAAGAGAUAAAUACAUCACAGUUAGGGGCCCAGGAUGUCAAAAAUGAUGCUGCAGAGAAAGCAACAAACCUGGAGAAUCAGGAUGUGCCAUCAAGGCAAAAAGAAAUUGAGAGAAACAAUGAAGGGUCAUCACAACAUGCAGAUGUUGUGGAGCUCCUCUCUCAACAAAAGGAUGAGAUCACUGAAACUUUACAGAAAGGCCAGACCUGGAUGACGCUCUUACAGACAUGGGAUCAGUUUCCUUCGGGGGAGAGACAGGUAUUAUUAGACUGUUUUAAGGGUAAUCCAGGAGGAGAUGUGGUCUUCCAGCGACUGCUGGAUUGUGUGCAGAAUGACAGAGGCCUGUCUGCCCAGACCCUCCUCCUGCUGUUGGAUCUGUUUAAGCAGCUUAAUCCUCCUCUGACUGCACAGCUGAAAGCUCAGGGAGAAGACAGAGAUGUGAAACAUAAAGAUUCAUCUGUACCUGACAUUACCAGUUCCAGUGGACUGAUGGACCAAGCAUCAAAACUCACUGACUGCCUUGCCACUGUGAACGAAGUCAGAGAACUCUUGACCCAGGCGGCCAAUAACUGUCAAAAUGAAGGAGAAAAGGAGGUGGUGUUAGAGUGCUGCCAGAGUACUGACCCCAGGUCAGUCAUGGAGUGUUUGUUUGACAGGGUCAGACAAGGGAGCCUGAGUGAAACUGGACUACUACUGUUGCUCCAUCAGUUGAAGAAGAGCUGUCCAGACCUCAGUCCGCUUCUAGAGGGCCUGAACCAUACUGGAGGUGACGCAAAGGAAGAUCACAGUGGAGAGAGCCUUUUGAGAAUGUACUGUACGAGAUUCUCAGAAGUGAACGUAGAUGCCCAGUCUCUCAGACAGAGCCUGGAGUCCCUCGCUGACAUCCCUACAAAGGAGAGAGAGUACAUGCAGGCCUUGCUGGAGAAUGAUGACGGUGCUCAGGGUAUUGAGAGGCUGAUAUGUGCUUCUUUGGAGGAGAGUGCUGUGCAGAUUUUGUCCGUAUGGAGAUUGCUCAUUAGGGCCAGCACUCGGGAUCAAGAUUUGCUGCUGCUAAUUCAAGAGAUUAAGAAGGAACCAGGGUUUCUAAAACUCCUCCAGACUGCUGCGUAUGCAGACCUCCUAUUGAAGCACAAAGCUCUGAUCCUGGACUCUGUCAGUGACAUAAACAUCCUAGAGAGGGCAGUAGAGUGCAUGGAUAAAGACUCUGAGAAAGUUACAGAGUUUCUGCAGAGCUGCAGGAAGCCUGAGGGCGAGAGGGAGCCAGUGUCGCAUAUCAUGGACCGUGUGUUGAGCAGGGACUCAGAUUACGUCACACCACUUUGCCAACUUCUGUCCAUGAACCAGCCGUACCUGCCUCAGCUCCAGCCCUUCACAGAGGACCUCACACAGGCUGACGCUGAACUCGAGCGACAGCCUCAGUUCGUCUCCGAGCCCGAGGCGGCUGAUUCGGUGGAGGAGAACGACACAAAGGUGAAGGGGACCAGAGGCGGCCCCAGGUCGUACGCCUGCCAGUGGUGCAACAAAAGCUUCGACUUCAAGUGUCGUCUCCUGAUGCAUAAGAAACGCUGUUGCCUGUCCACGGAGGUGAAGCAGAAGUGUUCGGAGUGUUCCAAGGAGUUUCCCACGCCGCGGGCGCUGCAGGAACACGUGAGCCAGGACCACAGCGGACCUGCGCGCAAGAAGAGGAAGCAAGCCCCUGUGGCGUGUGAUCUGUGUGACAAAACAUUUGCGCACUCCUCAGGUAUGCUGUACCAUAAACGCACAGAGCAUUUUGAAGAGAGGCCAUACGCGUGUGAAGAGUGUGGGGCCACGUUUGCAGCCAACUCCUCCUUAAAGAACCACAUGCGUCUGCAUACGGGAGAGAAACCCUUCCGCUGCAAACACUGCGACAUGAGCUUCUCUGUGGCUGCGGCUCUGUCCUACCACACCAAAAAGAAACACUCAGAAGGUAAAAUGUAUGCUUGCCAGUACUGUGAGGCCGUGUUUGCCCAGUCCAUUGAACUGACACGUCACGUCCGCACACACACUGGGGACAAGCCUUACGUGUGUCGGGAGUGUGGGAAGGGUUUUAGUCAGGCCAACGGCCUGUCUGUCCACCUUCAGACAUACCACAACAUUGCGGAGCCUCAUGACUGUCAGAAGUGCCAGAUGAGUUUCUCCUCCUUGGAGGAACAUCGGAGACACAUUCAGGAGGUGCAUCCUAAAGAGUUACAUCAGUGUUCUGAGUGUAACAAGCUCCUCAGUACGCAGUCUCAGCUGGAGAAGCACAAAGCAGUGCACGCUGGUGGCAAACCCCACAGCUGCAAGAUCUGUCACAAAUCCUACCAGCAACUGUCUGGUCUGUGGUAUCACAACCGUACCACGCACCCUGAGGUUUUUACAGGACAAGGCAGUAGACCGCUCAGGCCCGUGCUCCAGUGUAAAACCUGCUCCAAAGCCUUCACUAGUAAAGUUAACCUCCUAAAACAUCGGAAAUCCAAACACCCUGAAAUUCACCCUGAUGUCGAUGAACUGGACGCACAAGGGACUGAGAGGGCAUCAGAUGUCACUGUGUGGAAAUGCCUGUACUGUUCCAGCUCUCUCCAGAGUGAGGAGGAACUGCAGCAGCACGUGAGCGUGGAGCAUUUCAGCCAGGACACGGCCGUCUUUGGCUGCACUGUCUGCUCACUCACUUUUCCCACUCAGCUGGAGCUUCAGGAACACUUCCUCUCUAAUCACCUGGCAGCCCUUGAUGAGGAAUCUCAGGCCUCUACCUCUCAAAUGGUGAUCCAAACGGAGGAUUCCUUAGGCAAAGGGACAGAGCAGAUCAUUGCCCUGGAUCAGUCCCAGCUGGAUGGAUCACAGCGGGUGUUUGUGGCUUUAGGUGACGGAGAAGGCGCAUCUUCCGGAUCAGGGAUUGUAGCUGUAAACAUGGAAGAUCUGUUGAACGGCACAGUUACUCUCAUCUGUGAGGAGAGACGCUGAACCCAAAACUCUGCAGUGAGACUCGUCCGAUUACGUUCCAAAAAGCAACUUACUUCAGAGACGCUGACAGGCUCAGAGCCGUCUGCUAAAAUAAACUGAAGUUUUUCAGCUAAGAACCGUCUCUACCUCAGAUUAAAGAAGUGUGUAAUUUUAAGUGGUGGACCAUACCUGCGUCACUGAAAUAGACAUUUGGAUGAAUUUUACACAACACCGAAGAACCUGGAUGUCUGGUUUGUGUCUAAAAAUAAACAAAAAAAAUUUG
This is a messenger RNA of Chanos chanos (milkfish), 3763 nucleotides long. It is a transcript of the gene zbtb40, whose product is annotated as zinc finger and BTB domain containing 40. Gene Ontology annotation, biological process: regulation of transcription by RNA polymerase II. Gene Ontology annotation, cellular component: nucleus. The transcript has 18 exons. Gene Ontology annotation, molecular function: DNA-binding transcription factor activity, RNA polymerase II-specific; protein binding. Lineage: Eukaryota; Metazoa; Chordata; Actinopteri; Gonorynchiformes; Chanidae. The record is from RefSeq and is a predicted model, not a curated record. The coding region runs from base 64 to 3501 and encodes 1145 amino acids.